This is a messenger RNA of Apodemus sylvaticus (European woodmouse), 2772 nucleotides long. Its product is annotated as acylcarnitine hydrolase-like. Bases 41 to 1723 code for a protein of 560 amino acids. Gene Ontology annotation, molecular function: carboxylic ester hydrolase activity. Gene Ontology annotation, cellular component: intracellular membrane-bounded organelle. The record is from RefSeq and is a predicted model, not a curated record. The transcript is spliced from 12 exons. NCBI's taxonomy places the organism in Eukaryota, Metazoa, Chordata, Mammalia, Rodentia, Muridae.
GAUCGUCCUAGCAGCACAGACUCAGGCCUGAGAGCUGACCAUGCCAGGGAACCAACUGCAGAGCUGGCUGAAUGCUGCAGUCUUUGGGCUCCUGCUUCUCCUCAUCCAUGUGCAGGGUCACGACUCACCAGAGGCCAGCCCCAUCAGAAACACACGUACAGGCCAGGUCCAAGGCAGCCUGGUUCACACGAAAGACACUAAAGCUGCCGUCCACACCUUCCUGGGAAUUCCCUUUGCCAAGCCUCCUGUAGGACCACUGCGCUUUGCACCUCCUGAGGACCCUGAGCCAUGGAGCGGUGUGAGAGACGGGACCGCACAGCCAGCCAUUUGUCCACAAAAUGUUACGAUGAAUAUGGAGGGCCUGAAGGAGAUGAGAUUGACCCUGCCACCUGUCUCUAUGUCUGAGGACUGCCUGUAUCUCAACAUCUACACACCAGCCCACGCCCACGAGGGCUCAAACCUGCCUGUGAUGGUGUGGAUCCACGGUGGUGCACUCACUGUGGGCAUGGCUUCCAUGUAUGAUGGGUCCACGCUGGCAGCCACUGAGGAUGUGGUGGUGGUCACUAUCCAGUACCGCCUGGGUGUCCUUGGCUUCUUCAGCACUGGAGAUGAGCACGCCAGGGGAAACUGGGGAUUCCUGGACCAAGUGGCUGCCCUCCGCUGGGUCCAGCAGAACAUCGUCCACUUUGGUGGCAACCCUGACCGGGUCACUAUUUUUGGCGAGUCAGCAGGAGGCAUAAGCGUGUCUUCUCAUGUCGUAUCCCCCAUGUCCAAAGGCCUCUUUCACAGAGCCAUCAUGGAGAGUGGAGUGGCGCUGCUGCCUGGAACUAUAUUUAGCUUCUCUGAGGUGGUUUACCAAAUGGUGGCCAAGCUCUCUGGAUGUGAGGCCACAGACUCAGAAGCCCUGGUGCACUGUCUGAGAGGCAAGAGUGAAGAGGAGAUUCUAGUCAUUAGCAAGAAGUUCCAGAUGAUCCCUGCUGUGGUGGAUGGAGAGUUCCUACCCAAACAUCCUCAGGAGCUGUUGGCCUCUGCAGAUUUUCACCCUGUCCCCAGCAUCAUUGGUGUCAACAAUGAUGAGUAUGGCUAUAUCGUCCCCAAAGUCAUAGGCUCUGCUCAGACAAUAAAAGGAAUAACCAGAGAGAACCUGCAGGCUGUUCUGAAGGAUACAGCACCACAAAUGAUGUUGCCUAUUGAGUGUAGUGAUCUGUUGAUGGAAGAGUACAUGGGGGACAUUGAGGACCCAGAAACCCUCCAAAUACAGUUCACUGACAUGAUGGAAGACUUCAUGUUUGUGAUCCCGUCUCUCCAAGUAGCACACUUUCAGCGUUCCCGUGGUCCUGUCUACUUCUAUGAAUUCCAACAUCAAUCCAGCUUCCGCAAGGACAUCAGGCCACCCCACGUGAAUGCUGACCAUGGGGAUGAGGUUCCUUUUGUUUUUGGUUCCUUCUUCUGGGGCAUGAAAUUCAACCUCACUGAAGAGGAAAAGCUGCUAAAUAAGAUGAUGAUGAAGUACUGGGCCAACUUUGCAAGGAAUGGGAACCCCAACAGUGAGGGUCUACCCUUCUGGCCUGUGUUUGACCAUGAUGAACAGUAUCUACAGCUGAACAUCCAGCCUGCUGUGGGACGAAUCCAGAAGGCCAGAAAGCUGCAGUUCUGGACCAAGACUCUGCCCCGGAAGAUCGAGGAGUUAAAGAGAUCUCAAAACAUGCACAAAGAGCUCUAGUGCCUUUUGUGAGGAAUGGUAUGUGAUGUCCAUUGCUGAUGGAGUCAGCUUCAAGUUCCUAAAACAUUCCAACAUUCACGUAAGCUCCAUGCUUGUCUGUUCUUCUCCAUUUAUCACAAAUACUCUGCAUGUGACUCUUUAUCCUGCUGGGUCAUCUUUUGUUAGACCCAUUCAAAAAGUGGUCUGCUGAACGAGUUAGACCACUCAAACUCCCCUCUCAGUGGAUUUGUGAGCCCCAGGAUUCCCCAUCUCCUUUCACACUCCACUAGGACUAGGGCCUUUCCUUUCUCCUUUCCUCACCUCUCAUCCUCACUGUCCUUGUCUCUAUGACCAAAACAGUCUUAAGUAAAGCUCUGGGGAACAUUGAUAUGGUUCUCCAAAUAGUCCAUAUCAUGGGAGUGGAUUAGGUCAGAAUCACAUCAGCUUCCUACUUUUGGAGACCAUAAAUUCCAAGAUUAAGAUACUAACAGGUUUGCUGCACAUGUUCUCUAGCCCAAAGAUGAUACCUGUGUUUUCACUGAGUGUAUGGGAUAGUUAACAAUCCUCAUGGCCCAGGCCUCCAAUAGGCCUAACUCUUUUUUUAUUGGAUAUUUUCUUUAUUUGCAUUUCAAAUGUUAUCCCCUUUCCCAGUACCCCCGCCCCAGACCCUCUAUCACUUCCCCCCUUCCCCUGCUAUGAGGGUGUUCCCCCACCCACCCCACCCACUCCCGCCUCCCCACCCUCACAUUCUCCUACACUAGGGCAUCAAGCCUUCUCAGGACCAAGGGCCUCUCCUCCCAUUGAUGCGCAACAAGGCCAUCCUCUGCUACAUAUGUGGCAGGAGCCGUGGGUCCCUCCAUGUGUACUUUGGUUGGUGUAGUCCCUGGGAGCUCUGAGGGGUCUGGUUGGCUGAUAUUGUUGUUCUUCCUAUGGGGUUGUCACAUUGGAGUUUUUCAAUAUAAAAAUAUGAUUGAUAGAUAUUUUCAAAACAGCACAUAGAGAUUCCCAACUUGAUCACCAGAUUUGAAAACAUCUAAAAGUGUCUCUAUCUACUGUAUUUGUAAAUUAAA